UGUGUCUCCUGCCUCUCUCCCUGCCAGGUGUUCUCCAUCGUGGUGUUCGGCUCCAUUGUCAAUGAAGGGUACGUGAACCGCCUGGACGAGACACAAGAGCACUGCAUUUUCAACCGCAAUCGCAAUGCCUGCAACUAUGGCAUUACCGUGGGUGUCCUCGCCUUCCUCAGCUGCCUUCUUUACCUGGCUCUGGAUGCCUACUUCCCGCAGAUCAGCAGCGUCAAGGACCGCAAGAAGGCAGUGCUCUCGGACAUCGGAGUCUCGGCCUUUUGGGCAUUCCUCUGGUUCGUUGGCUUCUGCUUUCUGACCAACCAGUGGCAAGCUUCAAAAGAAGAGGACAACCCAUUGAAUGAGGGAGGGGAUGCAGCCCGAGCAGCCAUCACGUUCUCGUUCUUCUCCAUCUUCACCUGGGUGGGCCAGGCAUUCCUGGCGUAUCAGCGUUUCCAGCUGGGUGCCGAUUCGGCCCUCUUCUCCCAGGACUACAUGGACCCAAGCCAGGACUCCGGCAUGCCUUAUGCUCCCUACACGAACGAGGAGGAUGCUACAGAUGCGGUGGGGACGUACCAGCAGCCCCCUCCGGCAGAUGCUUUCGACACCGAGACACAGGGGUACCAAACGCAGAACUACUGAGCCACCGAUGCCCCUUUCCCUUCCCCUUUCCCUUCUGUCCCCUUUCCCGCUGCCGGCAGAAAGCCAAGGCACAAACCAGAGACGUGCGUAGUGGCACAAGAGGUGGCUCUCAGCUAUGCUCCAGCCUUCUGGGUCAUCUGUUUUUAUUUAUCGUUUUUAAAAAA
Haliaeetus leucocephalus (bald eagle) is the source of this 794-nucleotide messenger RNA. RefSeq names its product synaptogyrin 1 (gene SYNGR1). The annotation marks the transcript as partial. The transcript is spliced from 3 exons. NCBI's taxonomy places the organism in Eukaryota, Metazoa, Chordata, Aves, Accipitriformes, Accipitridae. The record is from RefSeq and is a predicted model, not a curated record. Gene Ontology annotation, cellular component: synaptic vesicle membrane; neuromuscular junction.